AGAUCACUCGCAUAACGGAAUCUGCCGACGCGGAUUCAAUUGGCGGUUGGCGGGGCGUCUCAGGCACACAGCGAGAUUCGAUGGGCGCUGCGCAGUCGUGGUGCUGUGGUGUGAAAGGUCGGGACGAACUGCACCUCGGUAAAAGGCGACCCAACGGCUUCAAGCAUGACCGGGAAAUGCUCGUCGUCGGGUCACGGCCGGUGACGUCAGCCCCACAGCCGAUUAUGCUACAGGGUCCCUCGUACAGUAGCGGGAGCAUGGAAUCCAAGUACGAGAUGUUGGAUGAGAUUGGGCACGGAGGCACCUCAGUCGUGUACAAGUGCCACGAACGACGCACAGGAACUGUGCGAGCCUGCAAGAUCAUUGAUCGCCGCGCUGUUGAGUGUGAGCACAACGUUGUGAUGGAGCAAUUUCAAGUUGAGAUUCAAGUGCUGCAGUCGCUCAAGCACCCGAACAUCAUUCACAUUGAAGACGUAUUCCUGUCUGACUCGAAGCUCUGCAUGGUGACAGAGUAUAUGAGUGGUGGCGAGCUGUUUGACUAUGUCGUCGAUAGGGGGACGUUGUCGGAGGUGGAAGCGAGCACCAUUGUCCGCCAGAUCACGUCAGCCGUUGCGUACUUACACGCACGCGGAAUUAUUCACCGCGACCUUAAACCUGAAAAUCUGAUGCUGACGAGCAAGUCUCGUGGAGCCUCCGUGAAGAUUAUCGACUUCGGACUGGCGAAGCUGCUGGACGCAGACGACAAAACGGCCUCGUUCUUAGGAACUAGAGGCUAUCUCGCGCCGGAGAUGCUGCAGCGCCAAGCAUAUUCCAUGUCCGUGGAUAUGUGGGCGCUUGGGAUCAUCGUGUACGUCUUGCUCUGCGGCUGUCUGCCUUUCGACGAUGACGGGGGCAAGAUCGCCAACGAAAAGGCUGCUCGAGCAAAAUUUGGCCUUCGCUUUCCUCGCUGGGCCAGCGGCUUGUCCGAGAGUGCAAAAGAUCUCCUUCGCAAUCUGCUAGAGGUGGACUCGACCAACCGAUUCACGGCAGAGCAGGCGCUGGCACAUCCGUGGGUCACAGGUGCUCGCACGCCCAACAAGUUCCUCAAGUCUCCUAACUACUUGCGCAACAUCAAGCAGGAAAAGGUGAGCCAGAAGAUGAACGGCCGCAUGCCAGUCGCGAACGGCAACGGCGUCGAAGUCAGCAAUGGCAACGGACCCGCGAUCAGCGUGCGGAGACAGUCACGUUGAUCUCUCAUUCGCUACUAAAAGCGAGUGUAAAGUGUAUUUUUGCCCAAUUUGAA
Phytophthora infestans T30-4 is the source of this 1282-nucleotide messenger RNA. RefSeq names its product protein kinase, putative. The transcript is spliced from 8 exons. Lineage: Eukaryota; Oomycota; Peronosporomycetes; Peronosporales; Peronosporaceae. The coding region runs from base 81 to 1229 and encodes 382 amino acids. Gene Ontology annotation, biological process: protein phosphorylation. The record is from RefSeq and is a predicted model, not a curated record. Gene Ontology annotation, molecular function: ATP binding; protein kinase activity.